Protopolystoma xenopodis is the source of this 358-nucleotide messenger RNA. The record is from the annotation of a GenBank genome assembly. NCBI's taxonomy places the organism in Eukaryota, Metazoa, Platyhelminthes, Monogenea, Polystomatidea, Polystomatidae.
UCCGCCGUCCGGCAUGGCCGGCGGUGGCACGGCAGGCCAGUCGGCCUAUCAGCAGCCGGCGCCGCAGCCGCAGCCACAGCAACAGCAACAGCAGUCUCCGCCUCCGCCCCCCUCGGGCUCGGUGCAGCCACGGCAACAGGCGUCGCGUGGCGGCAGUCGGGGCAACUCCGCGCCCACAGGAAUCGCCAACUCGCGUCAGGUGUUCGCCAUGCCCGAGUGUGCCAUGUGCAACCUGACCGUGUACAUGGACAGGGCGCUCGUCUGUCGCCACGUUAAGCCGAGGUUCACCGCAAACGAGAUCACCGAGGUCGUGUUUGACAUGAUCUCUUCGGCCAUCGACAAGAACUCCAUUCGGUAA